GAUGGAUUGUACCUGAUCAAGGAUGAUCGUGUACUGCAUCCCAGAGGGUACUGGAUCCUGUCCGGCUCGCCAAUCAACUGGAAAAAGUAUUGGAAAGGGGUGGGAGCGGACGAAGGAGGAUGUAGCUAACAAAUGUACCCAUGGCUACUACACUGUUGGAAAGGGAAUUGUGCUGGUAGCAAACAAUUUUGGUGAUGACCUCUUUCCUGGCAGCAAUGAGAUCAAACAACCAUGGCCUCCACCUCUGGAGUUAGCGUGCUUGGAUUGGAACAUCAUGGUCUUCUCUGUGUUUCGUGCUUCCACGACCCUCUUCAUCGACCUUGACUCAGCUGGCUUUGGCACUGGUCUCGAGCUGUGGUCUAGCAGGGCCAGCGACAAGAACAAGUUCAUGGUUGAACAACUGCAUAGGAACAAGAUGUCCAAUAGGGCCACCCAUGGGUGUUAUGCCUGUUGGCGGCCAAUUCACCUUCAUGGACAGGAUACCAUUUGUUCUAGCUGCAAUGAUGGUUUUAUCCAGGAAAGCAGUGAGAUGGGUGGCGUACUGAACACUUAUGGUCUCAUUGAACCGGACUUUGAAGAGCAUCGAGCCAAAAGAAUUGGAAUGACGGACGCCAUAUCUGCCCUUAUCCAGCAACAGAUGGCAGAAAUAGGAAGAUAUAGUUUGUUUGAUAUACAUGGUAGACAAGGGACUUGUACUGCACAUGGAAAGAGGUCAACUGCUAUUCAUACUCUCAUAAUGGGUGCAUCCCUUCUCCUGCAGUUGGUAGUAGUGAUGUCAAUAUUAUCAUGAGGGGAGGCCCUAGAGUUCACG
Molecule: messenger RNA, 811 nt
Organism: Zea mays
Lineage: Eukaryota; Viridiplantae; Streptophyta; Magnoliopsida; Poales; Poaceae
Exons: 1
Coding region: 23-790 (255 amino acids)
Source: RefSeq, a predicted model, not a curated record